This is a messenger RNA of Armigeres subalbatus, 2146 nucleotides long. RefSeq names its product EF-hand domain-containing protein 1-like. Bases 194 to 2146 code for a protein of 650 amino acids. Gene Ontology annotation, molecular function: alpha-tubulin binding. Lineage: Eukaryota; Metazoa; Arthropoda; Insecta; Diptera; Culicidae. Gene Ontology annotation, cellular component: mitotic spindle; axoneme. The record is from RefSeq and is a predicted model, not a curated record. Gene Ontology annotation, biological process: mitotic spindle organization; cilium-dependent cell motility; mitotic cytokinesis. The transcript has 3 exons.
CAACAAACAAGCAACAAGUUGUAAAUUACUGUCGGCGGCAAUCGCUGAUAUCCAAAAUACACCUAGCAACCGGUUGUUUGUUUUCUAGUACUUUCCUUCUAGUACAAUCAGCAUAAAUCGCACUUUUUCCGAAUAUUUUAAUCAUUCUGUUAUUCAACAUACUCAUUUCAAUCAGAGUUUUACAUCGCUCACAAUGGACGACCUUCCGAAACUACCGGGGUACGACUUCGCUAACCGUCUCCGCCAGAAGCAUCACGUCCCACAGUGCUUUAAAUAUCUUAACGGUUAUCCAAUUCCGGUGAAGCCAAUAUGCGGCCUUGGCGGCGAACAACUGAACGAAGAUUCCAUCUACUACUGUACCAACGAAACGGACGCCGUCUUGUACGAUCCGAUUCUUACGUACGGGCGCGUGCAACAGCUCCCGGUCAAACCCUACCGACCGCACUUUGUCUUGUACGACCAGAAAACCCUCAAAUUUAACGCAUUCUUCCGGCAAGCGGUCCCGGAAACGCCCAAGGAAACCUUCCGCAUUCGGUACGUCAACAUUUUAUACUUCCUGGAGGACGACACCAUCACCGUGCUGGAACCGGUCAUCGAGAACUGUGGCUACCCUCAGGGCCGCCUAGUUAGGCGGGGUCAGAUUAUGAAGAACUGCCUCGGGGAACCGUACAGCUGGAAGGACUUGAACAUCGGAAUCGACCUGGAGAUUAACGGGUAUGUGUUCCACAUUACCGAUUGCGACCCCUUCACGAAGGAGUUUCUGCUGAGCAACGGCAUCGAAUUGAACGAGAUGGAGUUUCCACCGCCGGAUCCGGCCAUGAACGAACGGUCAAUUAGUGCAAGACAGAACUUCAAACACCACAAAAUGUACCCGGUGCCGCAGGACAAACUGCGGAAGUAUCUGGAGUAUCAAGGAAAGGUGUUGCAUUUUGAUUGUUUAUUAGAUGAGCCGGACCAGCCCGGGGGCGAACGGAUGACUUAUAAGAUGUUUUAUUUCUUGGAAGAUGACACAGUAUCGAUCAAAGAACUGAAGGAGAAUCAGGAAGGCCGCGAUUACUUUCCCAUGUUGCUUAGAAAGCAGAAACUUCCGAAGAAUUGGAAAGAUGUACCAGUGACAUACCCUUCGAUCUGCAUGGAACUUUCCGAUCUUGAAGUGUCUGAAUAUUACUCUCCCAAAGAUUUUCUGGUCGGUGGAACGAUUUUCGUAUUCGGGCGUAAAUUCCUGCUUUUGGACUGUGACCGUUUUACUCGGAACUACUACGAGAAAGUCCUGAAAAUUAUUCAGCCUGACGCGGAUUACCAGGGCAGUCCUGAAUCUCGUACCCCUCGCACAGAACUACCGAUCUAUCUGGGCCUUGGCACACCCGAGGACUCACUUGCAUCACAUCACAGUUUGGUCCCGAAGAGUCCUCGUAAAGACGUCGUGACCUAUUUGGUGAACAUGAAUAAGUUUCUCCGUUAUGGUUGCGUACUGGACAAUGUUCACCCAGAGGACAACAUACGUCGGUUUGUGCUCAGUUUGUCGCUUGCAGAUGGAACGAUAUCGAUCAUGGAAACAAUGAUUCGAAACUCUGGCAUCCGUGGCGGUCGAUUUCUAUCGCCCAAGAAAGUGUGGAAACCGGAUUGCAAUCCGGAUAAACCUGAAUACUACACGGCCAAGGAUCUCUUUAUCGGGGCAACCAUUAUCGUUUUCUCACAUCGCUUCCGAAUCGUCAGCACCGACUUGUACGUGUACCGGUACAUGCAAGCUCACCCAGAGAUGUUUGCCAGCAAUGCCAUCGAAACCGCUAGGAACUACCUCUUGGAAGAGGGUCAUCUCAAAGACGAACUAAGACAAGCGAUGGCCGAUGACUGUCUUAAGUAUGGACCUCCUCUGGAUCCUGAACCAAAUAACGACAAGGGCAUUGGCGAAGUAGACAAGCGUUUGCAAGAUUUCAAACUGGAAGAAUGUAAAAUAACUGAAACACCAGUUCCUGAACCGGUGCAAUCUGAGAGACAUCCUUGUCCGUCUCCAAUAAUACCAGAUGAGGAAAUCAAAAAGACUUACCAUUCUAACGAACACAUGGAUCUCUCCUUACAAGGCCAAAUUGAAGGCGAGAAUGUGGUGAAAGUGGGCAAAUCAGUGCGGUUCGAUGAUGGUUGCUAA